Messenger RNA from Yarrowia lipolytica CLIB122, 909 nucleotides. RefSeq lists its product as uncharacterized. Lineage: Eukaryota; Fungi; Ascomycota; Dipodascomycetes; Dipodascales. The record is from RefSeq and is a predicted model, not a curated record.
AUGUUGAAAAGCGGUCUGUCGAAAAUGGUCAACAACAUCAAGGUCGGCUUUGUGCCCGAGCACUUUUCCACUCCCCUUUUCUUCGCCCAGACCCACGGGUACUACGCCCAGAACGGCAUUUCGGUGGAUCUCAAGCCCUUCCCGUCGGGGUCCGGUCAUAUGAUCCAGUCGCUUGAGUCUGGCGAAAUCGACUAUGCAAUCGGCCUCACCGAGGCUUUUGUUGCGGGAAUCGGUAAGGGCAUGACCCACUACAAGGUUGUAGGUACCUACGUCGACACUCCUCUGUGCUGGGCCAUUUCCAGCGGAUCUGAUCGAGCGGACAUCACCUCGGAAGACCAGCUGGAGGGCAAGACUCUGGGUAUCAGCCGAAUUGGAUCCGGAUCCUACGUCAUGCCCUUCGUGCUGGCCCACAACAAAGGCUGGAACAAGGAGUUCAACUGGGAGAUUCUCACCAACUUCAAGAACCUGCGAGACUCCGUCAACCACACCGGCGAGGUCAACAAAAGCGACGCCUUCAUGUGGGAGGUCUUUACCCAGAAGAAGUACUACGACUCUGGCGAAAUCAAGAAGAUUGGCCAAAUCUACACCCCCUGGCCCUCUUGGGUGAUUGUCGAAAAGACUGGUCUGCCCAAGAGCGAGGAGACCACCCCUGCUCUACUCAAGUCAAUCAACCAGGGUAUCGACUACUUCAACAAACACCAGGAAGAGGCUGUUGAACACAUCUACACCACUCUCGACUACUCCAAGGAGGAUGCUACCGCGUGGUUGGACACUGUCAAGUUUGCCGACGAUGUCGCCAAGAUUGAUAUGAAGAAGGUGAUUACUAACACUGUCGAUAUGCUUAAGGAGGCCAAGAUGCUCGACAAGGAGGCUGAUGAUAAGGUCUAUGUGAAGGAGUAUGACAUUUAA